Messenger RNA from Temnothorax curvispinosus, 779 nucleotides. RefSeq lists its product as uncharacterized. The record is from RefSeq and is a predicted model, not a curated record. The annotation marks the transcript as partial. NCBI's taxonomy places the organism in Eukaryota, Metazoa, Arthropoda, Insecta, Hymenoptera, Formicidae. The transcript is spliced from 2 exons.
GAAUAAAUCAGUGCAAAAAAGUGUUAAUCAGUGCAAAAAAAGUGUUGAAACCAUAAAGGAGAUACAUUUUGUAAGAAGUGAUUGCUAAACAACAGAAAAGGUAAAAUAAAAUAAGUUAAAUACCACAAAAACACAAAUUUGAUAAAUAUAUAAUUUCCUUCCUUCCAAGACAAAGAGUCCAAAAUUUGAAAUGGAUAUGUCGAGCGGUUCCAUAGACAAUACGUCCGUUGACAUGAGGCACUUACAAAUUGAUAAUGAUAGCAGAUUACCUACUAGAGAAAUAUACGAUUCUGGAAGUUCUAGCGGAAAUAUAAUAUUAUCUCAGCGUUCUGGUCUUAGUGCCACAAAUUCUACUGGUGCAGAAAAUCCUACGCAAAUUCAAAGAAAUAGUUUAUCUGCAGCAGAAAAAGAACUCAUCGAUGCAUGCCAAAAAACUUCUUACUUAGAUGGCCGUUUUUUUGACGUUGUCGUAGAAGACUCAAACAUAACUGGACACAUAACUGCAAAAUGCGUAAAUUGCGCGACGAUUGUUCAAGGAGAUUUAAAAGUUUCUUCAAAUUUUGUGCGCCAUUUAAAGAGAAAACAUCCUGAAAAGAUUUCGGAAUAUGAUGCUCAUAAAUUAUCGAAACAAAGAAGAAUAAGUGAAUCCGAAAUUAUUCGACGAGUUACAUGCAGGUUUUCACAAGAAAAGUUUGAAAAUAAUGUAACUCAUUUCUUACUGGACAACCAGCUGUCCCUUCGAACAGUUGAGAAUCCGGCGUUUCGCAAAAUGUUUGAUG